Molecule: messenger RNA, 4387 nt
Organism: Schistosoma haematobium
Lineage: Eukaryota; Metazoa; Platyhelminthes; Trematoda; Strigeidida; Schistosomatidae
Exons: 3
Coding region: 80-2305 (741 amino acids)
Biological process (GO): positive regulation of transcription by RNA polymerase II; cell adhesion
Cellular component (GO): adherens junction; catenin complex
Molecular function (GO): alpha-catenin binding; protein phosphatase binding; transcription coactivator activity
Source: RefSeq, a predicted model, not a curated record
UUUGACCUUCGGUCCCGUUUAACUUUAGUUCUGAGAUCAUCGUGGUCAAUGUCGACCCAUAAUAAGCAUUUGGUGGAAUAUGACCAUCCUAUCAGAAGGCAAGGUGACAAUGGACUUUGAAGUUGGUUUUGACAGCAGUGGGAGUGACUCUUCGUCUUUGUAUAAUUCCGACUCCGGAGUCAGUGUGGAGACUCCGGCCUCAUGUAACACAUCGGCGGCCUUCAAUUUCGAACGUCCAGAUGAUGCUGAAUAUCUAUACUGUGAUCUACUUUCUUUCUAUGAAACACAUUCCGUGACAGUUAUACAGGCGGUACAGUGUCUCUCUAAUGUGGAUAUUGACAUCAGUCUUAACGCAUGUACUUAUUUAUUCAAUUUAUGCAGGUGUGGAUAUGCGUCAUUUAUCGCCCGUAUAUGUCCAGAUGUUUUCUACAAUGUAAAGAUACCUGUAUUUUGCCCUUCUUCUAGUAAGUACGUAGAUGUAGUUCAUUGCAUGAGCGGCAUUAUAAACUAUUUUUCACAGUGUCCAGAUGGACUGGUCAUGAUAGUGCACAAUGGAGGGCUUGAUGUCAUUAACGGGCUUCUGCUUUUCCCUUUUGAAUCUGUUUUAUACUUCUGUGUGACUGCCCUUCAUAACAUAUUAUUAAGUCACAAAACAGCUAAAGGUCUCAUUAAUCGAACAUGCAUUUCUAAUCGUUUAAUAAAUCUUCUAAAUUAUUCUGUUGAGCACGUAAAAUCAGACACACCGUAUUCAUUAACACCAUCAAACUUUCAGAAAAGUAUCAAUCCAAAGUUCUUGGCAGUUCUCUGUGAUUGUUUGUAUAUAUUAGCAUACAGAUCUGAAAGUACGAAAAAAACGUUUAAGGAACAAGGUGGACUAUCUUCCCUUCUCAAAGUUAUUAUGAUCUCGACUUACGAAAAAGUUUUAUGGACGGCUACCAGACUUCUUCGAGUUUUGUCUGCAUGGAUUCCCGUCAAAUAUGAAAUAAUUGCUCAAGAUCCACAUUUGGAUUUCUUUACUCAUUGUUUAGAAUGUCACUCAUCGCGAGUAAUAACAAACGCCCUAUGGACUAUGAGGAAUCUUUCAGAUAUUGCCGUAAAUAAUAUAACAUCGGAUGUCUCCGUUAAUGUAGUAAGACAGCUUCUUCAUCAACUGAGACUCAACAUAUGUAGUGAUAGCUAUGGAGCUUACUAUUCAACCAAUACUGGAGGUGAUACUCCUAUGUCCCGGUGUGUUCUAGGAGCACUAGCAAAUUUAACAUGUAGGAAUAAUGCUGCAAAGUCCUACGUUGUUCGGCAUAAUGGAAUUGAUUUAAUCAUGCAAAUAUUGUACAGUGAAAUAAGUGGACAAAAAAAUUAUUAUCAUACAUUUUGUGAUAAUCUUAGUCAAUCUAUGUUAAAUAUGUCUAUUCAAUGUAAAAAUGAUAAUGAUCAUUCUAAUAUAGUUAAAAAAUGUUUAAAUAAGUUACAUAACAAUGAUGAUAAUAAUAAUAAUCACUACCAUGUAACAAAAUCUCCAAUCAUAGCAACAACAACGACAACAGUAUCCUCAUCAUCAUCAAUAAUCAAUAAUCAAUCAAUAAAACAAAAAAAUGAAUUACAUUUAUUAAAUCACUUUUCUUCUUAUAAUAAUAAUAAAUUAAAUAAUUUAUUAAAUAUAUCAAUAUUUAAUUCAACAUUAGAUUUAAUUGAAGCAGGUUUACGUUGUUUAUCACAUUUAACAAUUGGACAUAUGGAAUUAAUAAAUGUUUAUCAUUAUUUUAUACAUCAACGUAUUGCAUCCAAAUUAAUUAUAUCAAUGGGUAAUAUAUAUUUACCAUUAUUAUUAUCAUUUCCAUUUGAUCAAUAUAUUAAUUUAUAUAAAGAUACUACUAUUAAUACUACUACUAAUAAUAAUAAUGAUAAUUGGGAAUUUGAUUGUUUAACCCAAAUACUUCAAUUAACAAAGACUUGGACUAUAUUAGUACGAAAUUUAUGUAUAAAUUAUUAUAAUAAUGAUGAAUUCACAUCUAUAACAAAAGCAAAUUCAUAUGAUACAUUAUUAAAUAAUAAUAGUAGUAAUAAUACUAAUACAAAUCUAUGGCCUAAGCAUUUACGUUCACAAUUUCGUCAUGGUAUUCAUAAAUUAGUACAAAAUUUAAGGCAUUUAAUAAAUACAAUUCCUCGAGAUUUACAACCAAAAGAACUUAAACCUACUAUGGAAUUUGUUCAUAAUGUAUCAAUGACAUUAUUCUCAUUGAAUAGCAAUAAUAAUAAUAAUAACGGUCAUAUUAAUAACAGUACCACUACCAAUUAUGAUAGUCAAUAGAAUAUUGGAUCCCUUAGUAACAAUUCAUUGAAUAACUUUAAAACAACUACUAUGAUUAAUUGGUAUUUCAAUGGUGCAUGAUCCUUUAUUUCUCUCCCCCCCCCUCUUUUUUUUUAAAAUCACAUUUAUUUUCAUGUUUUUAUUGUUGUUGCUUUGAUUGAUAUUAUUCAUUCAUCUACCUCAUUCUAUUUAAAUAAUGUUUUAUGUUACACUAAGCUGUUACCAUAUAUAUAUAUAUAUAUAUAUAUGUGAAGCAUAUAUGGGGUUAUACUCAUUUCAUUCCUACUACAUUUAUAUACCAGUGCAUUGUAUUCAGAUAGGUAUUACAAAAUGAUAAAUACAUUAUUCAAUUAAACUAUAUAUAUAAACACAUAUGAUCUACCUCAAUUUUAUUCAUGGAUUACUAUUGUCAUCAUUAAAUGAAUAUAUGAAGAGUUGUUUAUAUACAUAUAUUUGUUUCUGAUAACUUGGUUUCAUCGAAUAAUUGUUUCCAGUCUUCAUCAUCUUGUUCUAAUUAUUCUUCUUCUAUCAUAUCAAUCUUCUUCAUACUAUGAAUAUCAUCAAUUCUAUCUUUACCUCUUAGAGAUUUAUAUCUUCAAGAAUAUUCUAUUUUGUUUCAUGUUUAUAGAUCUUGUUUCAAUCUUCCUUCUUCUCUCUCUCUCCCCUCUCUCUCUCUCUCUCUCCUUCUUAUCACUAAUCUAUCUCUUUUUAAAACAUUCUAUAUGUACAUAUGAGUGUAGAUCUUUUAAUGUUUACAAGAUCUUAUCGUUUUCAUUUUAUGUUUUUUUCUUCUUCUCCUAAUCACUAUCCUUACAAUAAUCAUCAUCGUUGUUUUAUUUCGAUCAAUCUCUAAGAAGAAUACUACUACUACUGCUGCUUCUACUGUUGUUAUGGUUGUUGUUUUUGUUCUUAUAGUCACUAUCAUCUUAUUGUGAAUAGUGUAAUUCUUUAUUUUGAAUUUUUCAAUCCUAUUCAUCUUUAUUAAUUAUAUACAUAUUUCAUUGUUCUCUCUUUCUCACAUUCUAGUUUAUACACCUAUAUUCAUCAAGUAAUAAUACGAUAGAAACGAAGAAAGAGAAGAUGAUGAUGAUGAUGACAUCACUGAGUGGAUACAUCUUAUUGUGUUCAUCAGAGUAAUCUAUACUCUGAUUAUUUUGAUGAAAAUAAUUAGUCUAUCUCUGUCAUUUCAUUAAAUAUAUUUGUAUACGUGUUUGCUCAUUUACAAGCUUAUUAUUAAUACCUAUUAAUAAAUAAAUAAUUAAAUAAAUUUUCUGUUCAAUAAACAACUAUGUUUCUGUGUGUGUGUGUUUGUUUGUAUGUGUGCGCGCGUGUGUGUGUUGGUAUGUGGUAACUCUUAUUCUCCUCCUUUUCUCAUUGGCCGUAGCCAGAGCUCGCUUUCAACUCGGAUACGGGAACAUAUUCCAGCUUGGUUCUAUAAGAGUGAAAGGAAAACAGUUAGGAGUUCUAUACUUGAACACCUAAUCGACUAAAUCUUUACAUUUGUUUAACAUUUAAGAGUGAAUUGAUCAGUUCCACUAUAUAUAUAUUAUUUCUCUCUUCCCAAUAAUAUAAUUUUACUCAUCUUUCAACUGUCCAAUGCAUAAUCACUAUAUCGGAUACACGAUGGGAACUCACCUGUACACACACACACAUACAUAUACAUAUUAAUAUAGUUGUGUUCUCUUAUAAUGAAAUUCUAAAGUGUGUUUCCAUGUUGUUGUUGUUUGUUUGUUUAUUAUGAUUUAAACUGAUAAGGUUUCCGUUUUCGAUGAAAAUAUGUGAAACAUAUUAGGUUAAAUAAAGUCAUUCAUGAAAGGAAUUCCUACAUAUGAUUAUGUUUUAUUCGAUAAUAAAUGGUAUCGGUGACCUAUAUUCCAUUGAGAGUAACAGGCGUAAGUGAUAUCUGUAAUUAUAGUCAUGAUGCUUGUAAAUUAAAUGUUGGAAUUCUAUCCAGAAACCUUUAAUAUUGAACUGUUUUUUCUAUUAACUAAAAAAUUAAAAGUGAUCUAAGUUCAUUUUCAUUAGUCAAUGAUUAAUCGUCUAAUUGGUUCUGAGCUGUCCAUUGUAUUCCGUGUUUUCCCU